Cyprinodon tularosa is the source of this 1410-nucleotide messenger RNA. RefSeq names its product ubiquitin carboxyl-terminal esterase L1 (ubiquitin thiolesterase) (gene uchl1). The record is from RefSeq and is a predicted model, not a curated record. NCBI's taxonomy places the organism in Eukaryota, Metazoa, Chordata, Actinopteri, Cyprinodontiformes, Cyprinodontidae. The transcript has 9 exons. Gene Ontology annotation, cellular component: cytoplasm. Gene Ontology annotation, molecular function: cysteine-type deubiquitinase activity. The coding region runs from base 103 to 765 and encodes 220 amino acids. Gene Ontology annotation, biological process: protein deubiquitination; ubiquitin-dependent protein catabolic process.
AAAUUGAUUGCGCCGUAGUCUUGAGCAGAACGGUUAAAAAUCAGAGCAACUUCGCUGCGUUUAACGGUUUCUUUGCUGAGUCACUGCCAAACGUUUCUGAAAAUGGAGUGGACUGCCAUGGAAAUUAACCCCGUGAUACUGAACAAGAUUAUGUGCAAGCUCGGUGUAAGAGGAGACUGGCGUUUCGUGGAUAUUUUAGAUCUGGAUGAUGACAAUCUUUCCAAAGUCCCGAAGCCAUGCUGUGCCUUAAUGCUACUCUUCCCCUUGACCCCAAAGCAUAAAACCUUCAGAGAUGAGCAAGCAGACAGGGUUUCAGGAAACUCUCCUGUCUAUUUCCUGAAACAGACGACCUCUAAUUCUUGUGGCACAAUUGCCCUCCUGCACGCCGUUGCCAACAACAAGGCCAAGAUGUCUUUUGACAGCAGCUCUGUCCUGAAGACCUUUUUGGAUGAGACGGCAAACAUGUCUCCAGACGAUCGUGCCAAACAUCUGGAGGGGAACAAGGAAAUCAAAGAGGCUCACAAUGAGGCUGCAAAGGAGGGACAAUGUCGACCAGAUGCCAGUGAAGUAAACUUCCACUUUAUUGCCUUUGUGAAUGUGGAUGACCAACUAUAUGAAUUUGAUGGGAUGAUGAAUGGACCCAUCAAACAUGGGGAAACCAAGGAUGAGUCCUUUGUUGCUGAUGCAGCCAAAGUGUGCCGUGAGUUCAUGAAACGAGAGGAAGGUGAACUUCGUUUCUCUGCUGUGGGUCUUUGUAGUUCUUAGAUUUUCAUGUGACUGAAUGGAGCAAAUUGUAAGCCACAUAGUUCAAGAGCAUUUACAUCAGUUAAGAAAUGACCCUCUGUGCACCUACAUCUGGAGGCAAUAUAAUCCUCAUCCCCUCAACCGCAAUGGGUUGGCAAUAGCUCAAACUGUUUUAGUUGAUGAUCCAAGCUUAAUAGUGAUUCAUGAACACCACUUAUCUGUAAAGGUUGUGAAAUGUCACCUGUGCACGUGUCAUUCUAAUGUUUCCUUGUAUUCAUCUGUCAAAAUUAAUCAGCUUUAACACCUUUUGUGCCAACAAGAGCAAAAUGCAGUGGAAACCUUAGGUUUGUUUUACUGCAUGCCUUAUUUGCCAUGUGGUUUACAAAAAUUUGUUAUGUUCUGAUGUUUGAGCACUUGUUUAGGGAAACACUACAUUUAACAAUCGCAUUUCUUUAAAGGUCAAAUAUUCUAAGUUUCUAGUCUUUGAAUGCACUUGUGAAAAUGAGAUCCAGUAAAGAAUGACCAGUUCAAGUGCUCUUGCAAGUUGGGUUUGCUAGCUUAUGGUAACUGCUUCAACUUUUCAGAUUGUUUACCUUUAUGCACUUUCCAAGCUGUUUGCUGGUGUUUAGCAAUGCAUAUUUAAUAAAACAAACUUGGUUACAUGCC